Messenger RNA from Dendronephthya gigantea, 1998 nucleotides. Its product is annotated as tubulin epsilon chain-like. NCBI's taxonomy places the organism in Eukaryota, Metazoa, Cnidaria, Anthozoa, Malacalcyonacea, Nephtheidae. The record is from RefSeq and is a predicted model, not a curated record. The transcript has 9 exons. Gene Ontology annotation, molecular function: structural constituent of cytoskeleton; GTP binding. Gene Ontology annotation, cellular component: cytoplasm; microtubule. The coding region runs from base 436 to 1917 and encodes 493 amino acids. Gene Ontology annotation, biological process: mitotic cell cycle; microtubule cytoskeleton organization.
AGUGGUGAGACUCUGGGGAUCUCCUGAUUGCACAAAGUUGCGAAAUUCAUACAAAACGACCAGUUACGAUAUUUUCCAUUCUUCUACAGAAAGACUUUCCAAAUCAGUUUUCAGAUAUGAAGACGUAGAAAUACAAUUCUGUCUAAGACUGUCUUCUCCAAGUGAUUAGAUAUCUCAAGUAUCACAGGAUUAGGGUUAGAUUUAAGAUUAGGAUUAUCAUAAACUCAGGCUUUAUUCCACCACUAAUCCCACCUAAUCUUACAAGAUUAAAUUUGUGUAUUUAAUUUUACUGAACUUGGGAUAUAAGUAACUCUUUAUUCUGUAAUGUGAAAAACAGAAUUAAAAGUAGGUUCCUGUUUGAUCUGAUUGAAGAAAAAUGACCCAGUCAAUUGUCGUUCAAGGUACAUAGUAAUCAGAUCUCCAAACUGUUUUUAUAUGUCCCACUAUAAUAGUUUUAUGCUGUUGUUUUUAUUUUCAAUAGUUGGACAAUGUGGAAACCAGAUUGGAUGUCGUUUUUGGGAUUUGGCUCUGCGAGAGCAUGCAAAUAUCAACAAGACAGGAAGAUACGAUGAAUCUUUGAGCAGUUUCUUCAGAAAUGUUGAUACGAGGUUUGAAGAUCCAAAGGAUAUCCCAGUUGGAAGUGGUAGAGGAAAGAUCAAAAGUCUCAAAGCAAGGGCUGUAUUGAUUGAUAUGGAGGAAGGUGUUGUCAAUGAAACAUUAAGUGGACCUCUUAGAGAUAUCUUUGAUUGCAAACAGCUCAUAACAGAUGUGUCUGGUUGUGGAAAUAACUGGGCAACUGGUCAUAUGAUGUAUGGUAGUCAGUACCAGGAUAAAAUUCUUGAGACGAUUCGUCAUGCAGCAGAGUUGUGUGAUUCUUUACAGUGCUUUUUUUUACUCCACUCCAUGGGCGGAGGUACUGGUUCAGGUGUUGGGACAAAUGUUUUGGGCCUACUGGAAGAUCACUACCCAGAAGUGUAUAGGUUUACUACAGCAGUCUAUCCCUCACAUGACGAUGAUGUCAUAACUUCCCCAUACAACAGUGUACUUGCAAUGCAUCAACUUACAGAGAAAGCAGAUUGUGUGCUACCAAUUGAGAACCAGGCAUUGAUUGAUAUUACAAACAAAAUCUAUGAAGCCAUUCCUCCAUCUCGACCGGGCAAAAAAGUUUACCAACAAAAAGGAACCCAGGUCAAAGAGAUAAGCACCAUCACUUCAAGCCAGAAAGGAGUCACAAAACCAUCCCAAGAAAAACCUUUCGACCACAUGAACAACAUUGUUGCCAACCUUCUGCUCAACAUGACCAGCUCAGCAAGAUUUGAAGGAUCAUUAAAUGUUGACUUGAAUGAAAUAACCAUGAACCUUGUACCAUUUCCUAAACUACACUAUCUUGUAUCAAGUCUGACUCCACUGUAUUCUCUUAUUGAUGUGAACCUUCCAGUUGGACGGUUGGAUCAAAUGUUCACGGACGCCUUCUCGAAAGACUACCAACUUAUAAAAGCAGACCCAAAACAGAACUUGUACUUAGCCUGUGCACUCAUAGUCCGUGGCAAGGCAGAGGUUUCUGAUAUUAGACGAAAUAUCGAAAGACUAAAACCAAAUCUUAAAUUUAUACACUGGAAUCAAGAGGGUUGGAAGACAGGGUUAUGUUCAGUUGCACCAGUUGGGCAACCAUACUCACUUUUAUCCCUUGCGAAUAACACUUGUAUUCAAAACACAUUUUCCAAUCUAAGGCAGCGUUUCACCAAGUUGUAUCGGAGGAAAGCACACAUUCAUCAUUAUAAUAAUGUGGAUGGUUUUGAGCAGACGAUGUUUAACGAGAGUUUAGAAUCUCUUAAUUACUUAAUCGAUGAAUACGAGAUUUUGAAUAGAACACUUAAUCAGCCUGCAGAAUUUCCGAAAAGGUUGGGAAUAUUAUAGAGAAUAAAUAUUUAUGAACUGGUUUCAUUUUUUUCAUCUUUAUUUUGCUCUACAUUCAAGAUCUUGAUACAAUGGUUUUCU